Molecule: messenger RNA, 1173 nt
Organism: Lycium ferocissimum
Lineage: Eukaryota; Viridiplantae; Streptophyta; Magnoliopsida; Solanales; Solanaceae
Product: probable serine/threonine-protein kinase At1g54610
Exons: 1
Coding region: 1-1173 (390 amino acids)
Biological process (GO): protein phosphorylation; positive regulation of transcription elongation by RNA polymerase II
Cellular component (GO): nucleus; cyclin-dependent protein kinase holoenzyme complex
Molecular function (GO): cyclin-dependent protein serine/threonine kinase activity; ATP binding; RNA polymerase II CTD heptapeptide repeat kinase activity
Source: RefSeq, a predicted model, not a curated record
AUGAAAAAUAGACUGACUCCAAGACUCAGCAGAGGAGUACCAAAAGGCAUUGAAGGUGAACUAGUUGCUGCUGGAUGGCCUAGUUGGCUUGUUGCAGUUGCUGGUGAAGCUUUAAAUGGAUGGAUUCCAAGAAGAGCUGAUACCUUCGAGAAAACAGAUAAGAUUGGCCAACGAACUUACAGUAAUGUCUACAAGGCUCGCAAUUGUUUGCUCAAUAAGGUUGUUGCUCUGAAGAAGGUUCGUGUUGACAAUCUUGAUCCUAAGAGUGUCAAGUUUAUGGCAAGAGAGAUCAUCACAUUGCGAAGGCUUGGUGAUCACCCAAACGUUAUCAAAUUGGAAGGUUUAGUCACCUCGAAAAUGUCCUGCAGUUUGUACCAUGUUUUUGAUUGCAUGGAAUAUGAUCUGAAGGGAAUUCAGGAACAAAAGGGUACCAAGUUUUCCGAACCUGAGAUCAAAUGUUACAUGCACCAGCUGCUUAAAGGGCUAGAUCACUGCCAUAGCCGUGGUAUCUUGCAUCGAGAUGUAACUACUUCUAACCUGUUGGUUGAUAAAGAUGGUAUCUUGAAAAUUGCAGAUUUUGGGCGAUCAACAUUUUUUGAUCCAGAACAAAGCAGGCCUUUAACUAGCCGGAUUGUGACUCUGUGGUAUCGGCCACCAGAACUUUUGCUUGGAUCAGAUUCUUAUGGAUUUGGAGUUGAUUUGUGGGGUGUUGGUUGUGUACUUGGUGAACUAUUUACUGGCAAGCCUAUUAUGCCUGGUAGAACUGAAGUUGAGCAAUUGUAUGAGGUCUUCAAGCUCUGCGGUUCUCCAUCUGAUGAUUUUUGGAAAAACUCCCAACUGCCUAAUGCAACUAUAUUUAAGCCACAAAAGCCUUGUAGACGACAAAUUCAAGCAACCUUUUAUGAUCUUCCUGCUGCUGCUGUAGGACUAAUGGACAUUUUACUUUCCUUAAAACCUGAAUAUCGAGGGACUGCAGCUCUUGCUCUUCAGGGUGAGUUUUUCACAACAGAACCACUUGCUUGUGAUCCCUCAAGUUUGCCAAAAUGCCCUCCCAGAAAAGAGGGCAUAGAGAAUUGUACUCAGAGUUCUACUUCUCAUCAAACGGAUGAUCAGAGAGCCAUGUGGGAGAAACCAGUUCAUGUUGCUUAUCACAGCAAGGGAAAGAAGAACUAG